ACUGCUGCCUCCUCCACUCCUCCUCACCCCCUCACCCCCGUGUACAGUGCGCGAGGUUGAGUUCAGCCCCUUCGGCUGGAGGCUCGGGUUUAUCUGGAAGCAAAAGAGAAAGUCAUUCAGGAGCUUUGCGCCGUCAGGUGAAGGAUUGAGGCUCCGUGGCGAACGCUUGGGGGGGAGUGAGAGGAGAGAGAUACCGGGACCUUUUCCACAGAAAUUCGGGGUUUGUGAGGAGUGCGUGAGUGUGCAGGAAGGAGCCAUGACGGUGUUCUCUGCUCUUUGGGUGCUCUUACUGUGCCAGCUUUUGACAUCAUCCUCAGCGCAGAGGCCGGGACCCAGAGGAGCUCCUGGGCCACCAGGGCCGCCAGGACCACUGGGGAAGGAUGGCACUGAUGGCAAAGAUGGACCUGCUGGUCUUCCAGGGAAAGCAGGUUCCAAAGGGAAAGCAGGAAUACCAGGAUCUCCAGGGAAACCAGGUCUGCCAGGACUUCCAGGGGUGGAUGGUUUGACGGGUCCUGAUGGUCCUGCUGGGACGGACGGGCCUGCAGGAGAAGCAGGUGAAGCUGGACCUCCUGGACCUGCUGGACCUCCUGGCAGAGGGAGAUCAGGAGCUCCUGGACUCCCUGGAACCAAUGGGUUUCCAGGUGGCGUUGGACCCCAGGGUCCAGUGGGUGGUGAAGGUGCUUCAGGACUUCCUGGACCUCCUGGUCCUGAUGGACCCCCAGGUUUUCCUGGUACUCUUCAUGACCUCAACGGUGACCUUCUGUGUCCUGCAAUCUGUCCCCCCGGCCCCCCUGGUCCUCCUGGGAUGCCAGGAUUCAAGGGUCACACGGGACACAAAGGAGACAAAGGAGAGCUUGGAAAAGAUGGAGAGAAGGGUGACGGUGGUCCACCUGGUCCACCAGGUAUUGCCGGCACUGUGGGUCUGCAGGGCCCACGUGGUCUGAGAGGUUUGCAGGGUCCUAUGGGAGCUGUAGGAGACAGAGGUCUGACUGGUUUCAGAGGCAAGCCUGGUGUUGCCGGCAUCAUCGGAAAGACAGGUGAUGGCGGUGAAAAGGGACCAUAUGGAUUUAAAGGACCCAAAGGAGAAAUUGGUAAAAUUGGUCCCAAAGGAGGUCCAGGAGGAUCAGGACCCAAAGGGGAGCCUGGAAUGCCUGGCAGAGAUGGCAAAGAUGGUACACCAGGAUUAGAUGGCGAGAAGGGUGAUGCCGGACGCCAUGGUACAGUUGGAGAGAAAGGACCAAACGGUCUUCCUGGUCUACAAGGAAAAGCUGGUGUCAAUGGGUCUAAAGGAGAAACUGGUGAUGCAGGCGCAUCUGGGGAGACGGGACCCUCUGGAGAGCCAGGUAUUCCUGGUGAUAUUGGCGUCCCAGGAGAGCGGGGGAUAGCCGGACCCAGAGGAGUGGCUGGAGGCAUCGGACCAGCAGGAAACGCUGGGCCUCAGGGAGGGAAAGGAUAUCAGGGAGGAAAAGGAGCUUUAGGGGAUCCAGGUCUCCCAGGUCCAACAGGAAUCCGUGGAGAGUUUGGUGAAAGGGGUCCAGUUGGAGCUUCAGGAGCUAAAGGAGAUAUGGGUGUGGCAGGAAGUGACGGUUUACCAGGAGAGAAUGGAGAACCUGGUCACUUUGGACCAGUUGGACAAAAAGGAGAGUCAGGAAAACAUGGAGAACUGGGACCAAAGGGCGUGACAGGUCCACAGGGAGAGCUUGGAGCAAGAGGGCCUCCAGGGAAACAAGGGCCAAUGGGCUUCCAGGGGGAACAGGGAAUACCAGGAUUUGCGGGAAGGACAGGUGUACCUGGUAAACUGGCGAGUGAGCAGCACAUCAGAGAGCUGUGUGGCUCCUUGAUCGAUGGUGAGAUCGCACAGUUGGCUGCUAACCUCCGAAGACCCCUGGCUCCCGGUAUGGUCGGCCGCCCGGGCCCCUCUGGGUCUCCAGGACAACCGGGAGUUGUUGGCUCUAUUGGGCAUCCAGGUUCCCGUGGACCACCAGGGUACAGAGGCCUGCCAGGAGAACUUGGAGACUCUGGUCCCAGAGGUGAUGUUGGUGAACCAGGUGACAAGGGAUCCCUCGGCAAAGCCAUCGACGGGCCAUCUGGAGACCAGGGACAACAAGGUCUUCCAGGAGUACCUGGAAUAGUCAAAGAUGGUCGCGAUGGAUCUGCAGGAGAUCCAGGUGAGCCUGGCGAGGCGGGCAGGGUGGGUAGGACCGGGCACCGGGGACCUCCUGGAAUCUGUGACACAUCAGCCUGUCACGGACCAACAGUCGUCGGAAAAACCUCCAACCCCAAAAACCAUUAGAACACGAUGACUUCCUGCAACCUGACGCCAUCCAACGCAGGGAGGAAGAGUACAAAAAAAAAGAAAGCAAAAAAAGCGAGGCAAGGAAGCAAUGAAAGAAGAGCGUGAUCACAAACAAAAACAUCCUCCUCCUUUAUUUGAAUACAUGUAUCACAA
Molecule: messenger RNA, 2449 nt
Organism: Solea solea (common sole)
Lineage: Eukaryota; Metazoa; Chordata; Actinopteri; Pleuronectiformes; Soleidae
Gene: col9a3
Product: collagen, type IX, alpha 3
Exons: 32
Coding region: 257-2293 (678 amino acids)
Source: RefSeq, a predicted model, not a curated record